AAAAACUACUUGCAAAUGUUUCAACUAAUGAAGGAACAGAGGAAAGAAAAGUACAGACACUAGUGAAAAUGGAAGGUGCAGGUGAUAGAGUCAGUAGUGAACGUAUAAGCAGUUUUAGCAUAUGGAGAAAUAGUACCAUGGAAGCUUUCUCCAAGUCGUCUCGUCAUGAAGAAGAUGAUGAAGAAGCUCUCAAAUGGGCUGCUUUGGAGAAAUUGCCUACGUAUUUACGUGUAAGGAGAGGUAUACUCACCGGACAAGAAGGCCAAUCUAGAGAAAUUGACGUAAAGAAACUCGGAUUCAUAGAGAAAAGGAACAUUCUUGAAAGACUGGUAAAGAUUGCAGAGGAAGAUAAUGAGAAUUUCUUGUUGAAGCUCAAGGAACGCAUUGAUAAAGUUGGACUUGACAUGCCAACAAUUGAAGUCCGGUUCGAGCAUUUACGCAUUGAAGCAGAAGCAUAUGUUGGAAGCAGAGCUUUGCCUACCAUGUUCAACUUCUCUGUUAAUUUGUUUGAGGGAUUCUUGAAUUAUCUUCAUAUUCUUCCAAGUAGAAAGAUAUCAUUACCUAUUCUACAGGAUGUUAGUGGAAUCAUCAAGCCUCGAAGAAUGACCCUACUGUUAGGCCCUCCAAGCUCAGGAAAGACAACAUUGCUUUUGGCUUUAGCUGGAAAACUCAGUAAAGAUCUAAAGUUUUCAGGAAGGGUGACCUAUAAUGGACAUGGGAUGGAAGAAUUUGUACCGCAGAGAACUUCAGCUUAUAUUAGUCAAUAUGAUCUCCAUAUAGGAGAAAUGACUGUAAGAGAGACUCUUUCUUUCUCUGCAAGAUGUCAAGGGGUUGGAACGCGCUAUGAGAUGUUGGCAGAAUUAGCAAGAAGGGAGAAAGCUGCAAAUAUCAAACCAGAUCCUGAUAUAGAUAUCUACAUGAAGGCAGCUGCUCUAGAGGGGCAAGACAGAAAUUUAGUUACGGACUACAUUCUCAAGAUUUUAGGACUUGAAGUGUGCGCUGAUACAAUGGUGGGUGAUGAAAUGGUACGAGGCAUAUCUGGAGGACAAAAGAAACGAGUCACAACAGGGGAAAUGCUGGUUGGACCAGCAAGAGCACUCUUCAUGGAUGAGAUAUCAACUGGUUUGGAUAGUUCAACGACUUUUCAGAUUGUGAACUCACUAAGACAAUCCAUUCACAUUCUCAAUGGAACUGCCCUUAUCUCUCUUCUCCAACCAGCACCAGAAACUUACGAUCUUUUUGAUGACAUAAUUCUUCUGUCCGAUGGACAAGUAGUUUAUCAAGGUCCGCGUGAAAAUGUGCUUGAGUUCUUUGAAUACAUGGGCUUCAAAUGUCCUGAGAGGAAGGGAGUUGCUGACUUCUUACAAGAAGUAACAUCAAGGAAAGAUCAAGAGCAGUACUGGGCACAUAAAGAUGAGCCUUACAGUUUUGUUCCAGCAAAUGAAUUUGCUGAAGCAUUUCAGUCAUUUCACAUUGGACGAAAACUAGGUGAUGAACUUGCUACACCGUUUGACAAGUCCAAGUCACACCCAGCUUCUCUAACAACUAAGAAGUAUGGUGUCAGCAAGAAGGAACUCCUGAAAGCUUGCAUUUCAAGAGAAUUCUUGCUCAUGAAGAGGAAUUCCUUUGCCUACAUUUUCAAAAUGCUCCAACUUAUUCUAAUGGCUUCCGUAACAAUGACAAUAUUUGUAAGAACGGAGAUGCAUAGAAACACAGUAGAAGAUGGUCAGGUUUAUUUUGGUGCCCUUUUCUUUGCAGUCAUGACUAUUUUUUUCAAUGGACUCUCGGAGAUUCCAAUGACAGUCAUUAAACUUCCGGUCUUCUACAAGCAAAGAGACCUACUCUUUUAUCCUUCAUGGUCAUAUGCUUUGCCUACAUGGAUUCUCAAGAUUCCAAUCUCAUUUUUAGAAGUUGCUAUAUGGGUGAUCUUGACAUAUUAUGUUAUAGGCUUUGAUCCAAAUAUUGAAAGGUUUUUCAAGCAGUACCUGAUACUCCUACUCACAAACCAGAUGGCGUCCUCACUGUUUCGACUGGUAGCAGCCUUAGGAAGAAAUAUGAUAUUAGCUAACACAUUAGCAAUAUUUUCAUUACUUGCAGUACUAGUUCUGGGUGGAUUUGUCCUAUCAAGAGAUGAUGUGAAGAAAUUGUGGAUAUGGGGUUACUGGUUUUCACCCCUGAUGUAUGCUCAGAAUGGUAUUUCUGUGAAUGAAUUUCUUGGAAAGAGAUGGAAUCAUUUUCCUCCUAAUUCAACUGAGGCAUUAGGAGUUACUUUUUUGAAGUCACAUGGACUUUUCCCUGAAGCAUAUUGGUAUUGGAUUGCUGCUGGAGGUUUAACAGGAUAUGUCUUCCUAUUCAAUUUCCUUUUCACUUUGGCCCUGAAGUAUCUUGACCCAUUUAAGAAGCCUCAAGCAAUACUUUCAGAAGAGGCCUUUGCUGAGAAAAAUGCUAACAGAACUGGAGAGUUUGGGAUUGAACUUUCAGCAAGAAGGAAGAACCCUUUGGGAAGAUGGAAUUCAAGCCACAGAAGUUCCUCAUUCAGGAUGCCAUCUGCGAGAGUGGGCAGCUCUAGUGGUGCUGACAAGGACAGGAAGCGGGGAAUGGUUCUCCCAUUUCAACCCCUGUCUAUCACUUUUGACGAAAUUAGAUAUGCUGUAGACAUGCCACGGGAAAUGAAAGCUCAAGGUAUCACUGAGGAUCGUCUAGAACUUUUGAAGGGUGUCAGUGGAGCUUUCAGGCCAGGAGUCCUAACAGCUCUAAUGGGUGCCAGUGGUGCUGGCAAGACCACUCUAAUGGAUGUCUUGGCUGGAAGAAAAACCGGCGGUUACAUUGAAGGAAACAUCACAAUAUCUGGAUAUCCGAAGAAGCAAGAAACUUUUGCUCGCAUAUCAGGAUACUGUGAGCAAACCGAUAUCCACUCCCCUCAUGUUACAGUCUACGAGUCGGUGAUUUAUUCUGCUUGGCUUCGAUUACCUACCGAGGUUAAUUCCAAUACAAGAAAGAUGUACGUUGAAGAAGUCAUGGAGCUUGUAGAACUGACCUCUUUAAAAGAAGCACUUGUUGGAUUGCCUGGUGUAAGUGGACUUUCAAUUGAGCAACGCAAGAGGCUGACAAUUGCAGUUGAGCUUGUUUCUAAUCCAUCAAUAAUUUUCAUGGAUGAGCCAACCUCUGGCCUUGAUGCCAGAGCAGCAGCCAUAGUUAUGAGAACAGUGAGGAAUACUGUGGACACUGGACGAACAGUUGUAUGUACGAUACACCAGCCAAGCAUUGACAUUUUUGAUGCUUUUGAUGAGUUGAUUUUGCUGAGAAGAGGAGGCCAAGAAAUUUAUGUGGGUCCAGUUGGACGACAAGCUUGCCACCUGAUCAGAUAUUUUGAGGAAAUUGAGGGAGUUCCUAAGAUUAAGGAUGGCUAUAAUCCUGCAACUUGGAUGUUGGAAGUUACUACAGCAGCACAAGAAGAAGCUCUUGGAGUUAACUUCACUGAUAUCUACAAGAACUCAGAAUUAUACAGAAGAAACAAAGCUUUGAUCAACGAACUAAGCAAACCUCCGCCGGGGUCAAAAGAUCUAUGCUUCCCAACCCAAUACUCACAGCCCUUCUUAACCCAGUGUAUGGCUUGCCUUUGGAAGCAGCAUUGGUCAUUAUGGCGAAACCCACCAUACUCUGCAGUGAGACUCUUAUUCACGACAUUUAUAGCUUUGAUGAUGGGAACCAUUUUUUGGGAUAUAGGCUCCAAAAGAAGUAGGCAACAAGAUAUCCUUAACGCAAUGGGUUCCAUGUAUAUUGCUGUUCUAUUCUUAGGAUUUCUGAAUGCUUCAUCAGUGCAGCCAGUCGCAGCAAUUGAGAGAACGGUAUUUUAUAGAGAAAGAGCAGCUGGAAUGUAUUCUGCGUUGCCAUACGCCUUUGGACAAGUUGUGAUUGAACUUCCCCACAUUUUAGUUCAAACAAUAAUAUAUGGAGUAAUAGUGUAUGCCAUGAUUGGAUUUGAAUGGACAGCCAACAAGUUUUUCUGGUAUAUUUUCUACAUGUACUUCACUUUCUUAUACUUCACUCUCUAUGGGAUGAUGGUUGUGGCUACUACUCCCAACCACAGCAUUGCUGCCAUAGUUUCAACUGCAUUCUACGCAAUAUGGAAUCUUUUCUCCGGAUUUGUUGUUCCUCGAACGAGAAUUCCUGUGUGGUGGAGAUGGUACUACUGGUGUUGCCCAAUUGCUUGGACAUUGUAUGGAUUAAUUGCUUCGCAGUACGGAGAUGUAAAGGAGACAUUAGACACUGGUGAGACGGUGGAACAUUUCUUAAGGAGUUAUUUUGGGUUUCGUCAUGAUUUUAUUGGAAUCGUCGCAAUAGUACUUGUUGGGAUCACAACACUCUUUGGAUUCAUCUUUGCCUUCUCGAUCAAAAUAUUCAACUUCCAGAAAAGAUAAAGACUCGAUUAAAGAAUAACCAUAAUAUAUGUAAUUUUUUGUAUAUCUCAUAAUUUAUAGAAGAAAGAUAAUAUAAAUAGAACAAUGUAAUAACUUGACUUCUAAUUUUAUAAAUACA
Jatropha curcas is the source of this 4539-nucleotide messenger RNA. RefSeq names its product pleiotropic drug resistance protein 1. Gene Ontology annotation, cellular component: membrane. Gene Ontology annotation, molecular function: ABC-type transporter activity; ATP binding; ATP hydrolysis activity. Lineage: Eukaryota; Viridiplantae; Streptophyta; Magnoliopsida; Malpighiales; Euphorbiaceae. The record is from RefSeq and is a predicted model, not a curated record.